GUUAAACUGUCGAGCCUGUUGUUGAGCGCACCAUCCAACCGGGCUGUGUCGCUAAGGGAAGAUAGGCUACUUGUGGAGAAGCAACAGAUCCCCAGCUGGAAAACAACCCCACAUCUGGCACGGGAGCUGAGCGUUUUUCAACCGGAGGAACCGGAGCAAUAUCUCCGCGCGUCAUUAAAUGCGCAUCUGGAUCCUUCUCAGGCUUCCUCGUCUGGUGUGGAGAGAAGAGAAAAGUUGUCGGGAACAGUUUGGGGUUUUUUUUUGCGUUGCAGAAUUUAGAUAAGAUCUGUGGGAAAAGGUGGUGAGGAGUGACACAUUACUUCAGGCGAAGUGGUUCAUCCUAUAGGUCCGUACUACUACUGCGUAAUUAGCCAAUAUACAUGCAUCUUUUAUUGGCAACAGCCUUGGGUUAAUGAGCGGGAAGUGAGUGCAACAUCUGUAAGCAUCAAUGUGUGUCAGUUUGUCCAACCUAUUCGACGAAAACAUUAACACAUCACUCACGGUGAGCCUGACCGACGGAACCAGACUGAGUUCUGUAACAGGUGGUUUUUAUUGAGCGUCUCACUUUGGCGCUGUCUGGACUAUUAGGCUCUCAUUUGUCUAUUUAUUUAUUUUUAGGGGUGGGGGGGGAUAAAUGAGACCCACAGAUAAUUAUAAGGACUGGGGUCUGAAAUGAGGGCGCACUUUGCGUUAAUUUUCUGAUUGUUUUUUGGACACCAGUUUCGAGCAGCCAGAAGGUCCCUGCUUCUCAAUGAUAAGCUCGGUGUGUGUUUCGUCGUACCGAGGGCGGAAGUCGGGCAACAAACCUCCGUCUAAAUCAUGUCUGAAGGAGGAGAUGGCCAGAGGGGAAGACUCCGACAAAAUUAUCAUCAACGUGGGCGGCACUCGACAUGAAACCUACAAGAGCACCCUGAGGACCCUGCCGGGGACCCGCCUGGCAUGGCUGGCAGACCCGGACACGCAGGUCAGCUCUGACUCGGACGCUGCGCCCCCGAGUGCCACCGAGUUCUUCUUCGACAGACACCCGGGCAUCUUUGCCUACGUGCUGAACUAUUACCGAACCGGCAAGCUGCACUGCCCGGCCGACGUCUGCGGGCCGCUCUUCGAGGAGGAGCUGGCGUUUUGGGGGAUUGACGAGACCGACGUGGAGCCAUGCUGCUGGAUGACCUACCGGCAGCACCGGGACGCGGAGGAGGCCCUGGAUAUAUUUGAACCGCCGGACCCGGACGACACCGAUGAUGACAGAGAGAUACCGAGGCGGUUCGGCAUCGAGGACUGCCCGGACAGGUCGAGGGGAUGCUGCGAAGUUUGGCAGCCGAAGGUCUGGGCCUUGUUUGACGACCCCUACUCUUCCAGAGCCGCCAGGGGAGUGGCGUUAGCCUCUCUGUUUUUCAUCCUGGUGUCCAUCACCACCUUCUGCCUGGAGACCCAUGAAGCCUUCAAUGAACUGCAGAAUCGGACGGAACAGGUUGUCGACGGCAACAUCACACGCACAGUGGAGAGGAGGGAGAUGGUGACAAAGCCCAUCCUCAUCAUGGUGGAGGGCAUCUGUGUGGUCUGGUUCACAUUUGAAUUCCUGGUGCGUAUCGUCUGCUGCCCAAACAAGCUGCUCUUCAUUAAGAACACGCUAAACAUCAUUGACUUUGUGGCCAUUCUGCCGUUCUACUUGGAGAUGGGCCUGAGUGGUCUGUCAUCCAAAGCUGCCAGCGAUGUGCUGGGCUUUCUCCGAGUGGUGCGGUUUGUCCGGAUCCUCCGGAUCUUCAAGCUGACGCGGCACUUUGUUGGCCUGCGCGUGCUGGGUCACACGCUGAGGGCCAGUGUCAAUGAAUUCCUCCUUCUCAUCAUCUUCUUGGCACUGGGUGUACUCAUCUUCGCCACCAUGAUAUACUACGCUGAGCGCAUUGGAGCCAAGCCCAACGACCCCACAGGCUCCAACCACACGCACUUCAAGAACAUCCCCAUCAGCUUCUGGUGGGCGGUGGUCACCAUGACAACGCUGGGCUACGGAGACAUGUACCCACAGACGUGGCUGGGUAUGAUGGUGGGGGCGCUGUGUGCACUGGCCGGGGUGUUGACCAUCGCCAUGCCGGUCCCCGUCAUUGUGAAUAAUUUUGGGAUGUACUACUCGCUGGCUAUGGCCAAACAGAAGCUGCCGAAAAAGAAGAAGAAGCACAACCCGAACCCAGACGCUCCGACUGACUCAGCCUCGUUUGCGAAGUCAGAAACAAACUCGCACAGAGACAGCACUCAGAGUGACACAUGUCCGCUGGCUGCUGAGGAGAGUGUCAGCAGGAACCGCUCAGACUCCAAACAGAACGGAGAUGCAAAUGUGGCCCUUUCAGAGGAGGAAGGCUGCAGCCUGACCCAGCCACUGUCCCCCAGUGAAAAGUGGUCCCUGCGGUGCUCCAGAGGGCGAGAUAAAACUAAAAAAGAGGCCACCUGCUUCCUUCUAACCUCUGGAGACCCCAGCAUCCAUACUGAGAGCUGUAAAGACAUCCUCGCUGCCACUGGAAACUACGCUCAGCCGGAGGUCACCACCCUGACCUGAUGCUGAUUGGCUAUGAAAAGGAGAAAGAGCAUGAAGUCGCGGUGGAGUACAUGCUGUGCAGAGCUCUGGCUCUGGUUCCUGCUUUAUUUUCCUUUCUGAAUGAACUGUAGACCGGAUUCUUUUUAUUCAAGACAAGACUUUUUUUUUUGGUCUCAUACAUCUAAAACCCUUGUGGUGCAGUUCAGUUGCAUAGCAGAUUUACCAUAUGUACUCUCAUGUUACAAAACAAUCUGCAUGUAUUGCAUGAUCUAGCAUUGUAGGAUGUACUUAAAAGCUGGCUACCAUUUAUAUGCUUAUCAUUUAGUGAACGUGUCAUAGCUUGUCCUGAAGGCCCGUAUUUUCUCAGUUAGCUUCUUGUUUUGACCGAUGGGGUCCACCAUGAACACAUAAUCUACUGCCCAUGUUGGAGCAGUUCUAAUUAUUUCACAUGUUUUUCUUUUCUCUUUGCUCUUCUCUCUGGUUUUUCCAUUGGAAAAAGGUGAUGUCAUGUGUUUCUGUGCUCCGAUCAGGAUUUAGUUGGUUAGGUUGUUACUGUCACUCAGAUCCGAUCAAACCACACCCACGCAGUCCUGAUUAGAUUGAGUUCUCAAUAAGUCCCAAUAAAUAAUAAUUACCUUAUUAGUUAUUGGUCAGCUUUGACUGUUGCUUUUUUACUUAUGAAUAUUUAAUGCUAUAGAGAUUAUAGAAGAUUUAAGAUUAGUUUUCAGGUUUAAUCUGAAGUGAGUGUUUUAACCAUCUUUGCCAAUGAGAUGUUGCAUUUGAUUCUGAUUUUCUUUUGGAGUAAUAUGUACAGAAACAGUUUGAGUUUCAUAACUGUUGUUAACUGUCGAGUAAGAACACCCAAACACUUGUGAAUAUGGGUUUGUACAGCUAAGCUGUUGAACUGUGAACUAGGAUUAGAUGAAAACUUGAAAUCAUUGUUCGAUCCUCAUCAAAAACAGACCCAGAGUUCUUUGUGGAUCAUCCGGUCUCUGCCUUCUGUCGUGCCACUGCUUUUUAACACUGACCACAGGGACAACAUGCAGAUAUUUUGUUGAGACACAAGCGUGGUAUGAAUGCUGCUCAGGCAACACAUUGUUUGUAAAUCCUUGUACAAUAAGAGAGUUUAACAAAAGAAAAAUAAAUCAAUGGAGCAGUAUUCUAUAUUACAUUAGCCGUAUACAGUUGAUGCAGCACUACUGGUUGAGUCCGGACCAAAUGUAGAAUCCUAUGUUACAUGGUAGAUUUUCAGUACCAUAGUAUGUAAAAAUACAUACAGUACAUUGCCAUCAGUUCCACUUGUGCCUCAUGUUGAGUAAUGGAGCUUAAACGUGUGCAGUAAUGUCUUUAUAUUUGUUCUUUAACACUUCUGGUUGUGUCAGAUCUGUAGAAACCCUGUUACAUGUUUCCACGGAGAGAGGAAGGAGGAGAGUGGUUUCUUUCACUUGUGACUUAUAAUAUAUUCCUCAUGGUCUACCAUAGUGGCCUUAUGUUUAAUAAACAAAGGGAAAGUUCAUUUCAUCUUCAUUAGACUCCAGCUAUGCUGACCCAGAGGUCUGUAAUUAUGUAUAAGCACAGUUUUACGUAUGUAGCACAGUAAAAUAUAUUAUUAUAUUCUGGAUCAUUCCUAAACUAUUUUCUCCUCUGUAUAUGACAUCAUGUUAACCAAUAAUGAAAGAUUAUUAUUUUGAUAAUUCACCUUUUUAGCCUCAUUUCCUGUUUUCCCUGUUGUAUAUACUCGAAUGUGAUGGAGAAGCACACAGCACAUCAGUUUCAUAUCUCCCCACUAUGGAUUGUAUAGGUGACGGUGAUUGAUUUAAACCCAGUCUAACUGUCAGAUGUUAUGUGUGCAUGUGUGUGCGUGUGUGCGGGGAGGGGGGUGUGUGUGCGUGUGUGUGCAAUGUUGUAUCAUGUAGGCAUGUGUUUCUAUGCAGAAAUAGAAAUAAAAUCCAUCCAUUCCCCCCCCAUUGUUGAAGAAAAUCUUGUUGUUUAUGUGCACGUAUUUUCAUUCACAGCUGCCUUAUCAAACCUACAUUUUUUCCAUUAACUGCGCAGUUUGCGGCUGUAUAGUGCUGCUGCUGUGUCACCUACUGUACAGCUAUUUAUAGUGGUGACACAAGUGGAGUCUGGUGGUUGAGCUUGUGCUUGCUCAAAGUGGUGUAACGGCAGUCACAGCCGUGCCUCCUGCUCUCCUGUGCCUCCAUGAUUAUGUACUGAAGGUGUAGAAGGCAUACAGAACACAUCUCCAUGGAGAUUUGGGAUGACAGGCAACACUAAUUAUUGCUCGGCAGCCUCCAUCUCCCCCUCCCUCAGUCUUUCACACGCAAAGAAACACCACUCUCUCUCUCUCUAUCCUCACAGACACACACACCUCAUCUCAGCAUGAUCGUCGUUACUGUUGUUGCCCAUGAGGAACGUUUUGAUGUUUAGGGAUGUAUUGUGGAGAGCACUGUGGUGAUGAAGGGGGAGGAGGGGAGGGGUCACGAUGUCAUGGAUGCGUCUAAACCAUCAAGGCUGCAUGAAUAUGAAAGCAGACACCAUGUGUUCAUACAAAAGCAGACAGUCUUUUACCAAAGCUAAAAGUGGACUGAUUGGUCAGAUAGGAGCAGGACGACAACAUGACAACAAGAUGCUUUUAUUCUGUCUCUCAAAGACAGCGUUUGGCUGCACUGAUAUCAGGAAGGUUGUAAACAUGUACAGAGAAAUAUUCAGUUCAUCUCCACAAAUAUUGGGAGUGCAUGCAUCACAUCUAUUCGUGUGACCUGGAUCUGAUUGAAAUCAUGGUUAUAAUGUGAUACAAUGAACAUUUGUGUGACAAAUGGAUUUUGGUUUAAAGCUUUUUCUUAAGCAUUAAAUUAAAGGGACAGUUCACAAAAUGUUCUUGCUUGCCUCGGAAGGUGGGUGGUCAUGUAGACAGUUUUAGAUGCAUUUCUCAAGGUUUUGAAAUAUACACAUUUCAGAUUAUUUCAUAAUUAAGGUGGAUGGAGUUUACAUAGUAUUAAAAAAUUAUCAUGUGAAAAAACAAUAUAUACUGAUCCCCAUUUCUAAAACACAAAACAGAUGUAAUAGAAACUAUUCCUUCAGUAAAAAGUAGUUUUUAGUGGAAAUUGUUCAUUCUUUUUAAAUGUUGUUCGUUACAGUGUUUAUUUAUGUUCUGUUGCUUUAUGCUGCUCUGUAUGUACUGUAUACUGACGUUGCUUUUGUCAUUUUUGGAAUUUUAUUAUGUUAUUUUUGUAUUUCCUGUCACUUCAUUGGUUUUUAGAACAAAUUGUCAAAGGGCUGCAGUGAAUAACACUGGCACAUUUACAGAAAUGUUGAUUAUUGUGCAAAUAUAUAAAUAAAAA
Molecule: messenger RNA, 5871 nt
Organism: Morone saxatilis (striped sea-bass)
Lineage: Eukaryota; Metazoa; Chordata; Actinopteri; Moronidae
Gene: kcnc4
Product: potassium voltage-gated channel, Shaw-related subfamily, member 4
Exons: 4
Coding region: 752-2548 (598 amino acids)
Biological process (GO): potassium ion transmembrane transport; protein homooligomerization
Cellular component (GO): dendrite membrane; neuronal cell body membrane; voltage-gated potassium channel complex
Molecular function (GO): delayed rectifier potassium channel activity; protein binding
Source: RefSeq, a predicted model, not a curated record